Colius striatus (speckled mousebird) is the source of this 1749-nucleotide messenger RNA. It is a transcript of the gene GJD3, whose product is annotated as gap junction protein delta 3. The transcript has 2 exons. Gene Ontology annotation, biological process: cell communication. NCBI's taxonomy places the organism in Eukaryota, Metazoa, Chordata, Aves, Coliiformes, Coliidae. Gene Ontology annotation, cellular component: connexin complex. The record is from RefSeq and is a predicted model, not a curated record. Bases 82 to 810 code for a protein of 242 amino acids.
UGGACAGCAGUCCCCAACAGCCCUGGACAGCCAGCGCCAGCUGUGCUGGCACACCGCGACCGCAGCCUCCACAGCGCGGCCAUGGGCGAGUGGGGCUUCCUGAGCUCGCUGCUGGACGCUGUGCAGGAGCACUCGCCCAUGGUGGGGAGGUUUUGGCUGGUGGUGAUGCUCCUCUUCCGCAUCCUGGUCUUGGCCACGGUGGGCAGCGACGUCUUCGAGGACGAGCAGGAGGAGUUUGUGUGCAACACGCAGCAGCCGGGCUGCAAACCCGUGUGCUACGACGCCGCCUUCCCCAUCUCCCACUACCGCUUCCUCGUCUUCCACGUCGUCGUGCUCUCGGCCCCCGCCGCCCUCUUUGUCAUCUUCGCUGUGCACCAAGCAGCCAAACCGGGCGGCGGCGGGGCCCCGGGGCAGCGCGCCCGCCGCCUCCAGCCCUUCUACGUGGGCAGCGUGGUGGCACGGAUUGCGGCCGAGCUGGGCUUCCUGCUGGGCCAGGCGCUGCUCUACGGCUUCAGGGUGCAGCCGCUCUUCGUGUGCCGCCGCCGGCCCUGCCCGCACCGCGUCGACUGCUUCGUCUCGCGCCCCACCGAGAAGACCGUCUUCAUCCACUUCUACUUCGUGGUGGGGCUGAUCUCGGCGCUGCUCAGCCUGGCCGAGCUCGCACACCUCCUGCGCAAAGGGCCCCCGCCACGGCCCGGCUGCUGCCAGCGGCCGCAGGAGCGCGGCACGGCCCCCGGCCAGCCGGCCGCCACCGCCCAGGAGCUCCGCUGCCCCGCUGUCCCCCCACCACGGGGGGACCUGACGGUGUAGCCGGGCUCAGGCCAUCGCUGCCACGAGCUGUGGCCGCUCUCAGCCCUGCCGCUGCCCUCGCCGUGCUGGAGAAGCGGGGCCGGGCUGUGCCCCAGUGCCCCCAGUUCCUGUUGUGGCUGGUGGAUGGGCCUCACCCGGCAGCUGCUGGAAAAAUACAUGGACACAAAGGAAAACAAACAAGUCUCAUCCCUACGCAGGGGCAGGGACACCCCUGACCCCCCUCACUGCCCAGCCAGCCUGGCAGUUGGGGGGGGUUGGGAAGGGGGGGGGCAGAGCUGCUCCCACACCCUGUGCUGGGGGUUAUCGUGAGCGCAUCGGGGCUCUGCAGGGCCAGGGCUGGCCCCUGGCAUAUGGGCAACAGCUGCAGCAUCAGGGCUGAGUUAUGGGGAUGCUGAGGACACCCUGAAGGGUUCUGCCUCACCCAGUCCAGCUUUUGGGGAUAGCCAGAGACAGGACAAGCAGACUGGGGCGGGGGAUCCCGAGGUGUCCUCCUGCAGGACUUGGGGAUGUCACAGCCCUGACCACGUUCCACCUCCUCCCCUCCCUCUCCCAACCCAGUGCCCCCACGGCAAGAACGAGCCAAGCAGUAGAAUAAAUAAACUUUAUUCUGGAGCCAGCCCCCCCCGAAUAUCCCCAUCCCCACCCCAUCCUCCCCAUGCUGGCAGGGCUGGGUCCCGCUCCUCGGGACGGCAUCACCACGUGCCCCCGCAGCCUCUACCUGCUAUGGGGUGGUCAGGGCAGGGGCCCACCCAGAACCCUCUGACUCUAAAACCACUAAAAUCUCAACAACAACAGAAAAAAAAAAAAAAACAAAAACAACAAAAAAAAGAGAUUGAAUAAUAAUAAAUGGUGUGCCCACCCCCGCCCUCUGCCCCAGAGACCCCCCCCUCCCCACCCCCAGCAGCACCCGCCGUGGCACCUCCACCUGCACAGGCCUAC